CACCAAGCAUCCAGGAUGCUUUGGGGCGGAUGGGGAGAGGGGCAGAGAGAGCGAGGCUGAGGUAGAGAGGGUGAGUUUUUAUCGUAAGGGGACGAAGGAACCACAGAUCCUUGUUCUCUUUGCAUUUCACCUUUAGGAAGAAGAAGAAGAAGAAAAAAAACAGAGAUAAGUGAGAAAGUGUGGAAAACGGGCAACAGAAAAAAAAGGAUAUGAAAAGAACAUGAAAGAAAGAAAUCGUCAUUAAACGCACUACGGAGUUCUCUGUUUCCCUCUCUUCUUCCAUCUCGCACCUCUCUCAAUUUAAUCUUAAAUCCACUCCAAUUUCCCCUGAGGGACUCAAUUCUCUCUUUUCCUCGAGACAGAAGGAGAGGGCUCCAUUCCUCCUGGUAGAGCGACACCAGGAACUUCCUCUGUCUCUCUCUCUCUCUCUGUUCCACUCCCUGGCUUCCUCCACCCUCCCCUCCACCAUGACGCUGUUGGCCUCUGAGAGGUCGCUUCUCAUCCGGAACAAGUUCCGCUCAGUCCUGCAAUUGAGGAUUCAGAACCGAAGGCAGAGUGAGAUCAAUGCAGACCCUGGCUUGAAAUCUUCUUGUCCCUCUCAAAAAGCAGAGAAAGACCAGAGUGAAGCUCUGCGUCUAACUGACGAUGGUGCCGCACAGAAGUUGCCCCCUAGUGGUCUGAACACUGAAACUGCAGAAGAGAGGACUGUGUGUGGCGCCCAGAGGCAGAAGAAGGCUCGCCAGGCGCAGGACUUCACUGAGAGCAUCCAACGUCCUGGACCUGUGGAGCAGCAGCGCAAACACACGCUGCCCCUGGAGAGCUGUUCUGCCUCUUUCCCUCUGUCGACUGAUGUCUUCGAAGAUGACAUCUCCUCCUGCUCCUCGUCCUCGCCCACUGACCAAAAUGGCGUUCACCAGUCACCGACCUUUUCUUCAUUGCCGGGGCUUCCAGGUGACCAAUUACUUAGUGACUUCUCAGCUGUGGGCCCGCCCCUGAACCACAGUCCCUGUCGUGCUCAGUCUGGCUUGGCACUGCUCCCGGCAACCGAGGGCAUGAGACAACCAAUGAGUGUAACACUGGGUGAAUCAAACUCCAUGGCAACAACUGGGAGACCAAAUGGGAUGUAUCUGACCUCUCAGACCACACCUCUGCUGCCAAAGACAGCUCGGCCUCCCAGUCCCACCUGCUCCUCCCUGCCGACCUCCCUGAACUUCAACCAUCUCCCCCGCCCACGGAAACCGCGGGACUCCAAACCCAAAAUGAAGAAACUCAAGUAUCACCAGUACAUUCCUCCAGAUCAGAGAGGAGCGUCUAUGAAUGGAGUGGGAGGAGCUAAACAGAAGAGCCCUACCCCUACCCAGUCUUUAGACCCAGCCUAUUCUCAUCUGCUGAAGCAGCAGCAGGUCUUCCUCCAGCUACAAAUCCUCCAGAACCAGCAGCAGCAACAACAACAGCAACAGCUACAACCACAACAGCUCACUGUUGUGUCCAGUGGAGACCACAGUGAUCUUCUGAAGUCCUCUGGAGCCAUGCCUGUGAAUCCCCAACCUGUUGCCGCCACAACGAACCACACACCAACGGACACAAACCCUAUAUCGAAGCCUGAGCUCCUCCCUGCGAAUCUUGUUGAUCUAACCGUGUCAGAGUUGCGGCAGCAGUUGCGUAAGCGUGGACUCCCUGUCUCCGGGACCAAGCCCGCUCUGUUGCAGCGUCUCCGCCCCUUCCAGCUUCCCCAUUCUUGCCUCACCCCUGCUCCCCUCUCCCAGCUGGGUACCAGCCUGGAGCCCAACACCCCCUGCCUUCCAGUGCCACCCAGUCAGAGCCCUGGCUCAAGCUGCAGCUCUGGACUUGACUCGCCCAGCAGUAGCCCGAACCAACAGAUGUAUAUGCCAGAAAGGGGAAUUCCUAAUGGGAUUCUCAGCGAUGCUCCAAACGGAGUUCUGAACGGAAUUCCGAACACGGUGCCAAAUGGUUUCUCCAGUGCUCCGUCAGUCAGUUUGCCAGGUGAACAGUGUGGUCUCACCAACACUGUCUUCCUGGCUCCUGCUAGCCCUGCCUCAGCAACUCCAAGUCCCAGUCUACCCAUGUCUUCCUCCUCUCCCCUACACUGUGGGACUCCCUGGAGAACUGAGAAACAGCAGCAGCAGGAGCUGAAUGUGGAGCUGGAGAUGAGGGAGAGGCUGAGGAACAGGCCCAGGGACCGCUCCACUAACACCGACAACGAGUCUUGUGGAGGAUCCCUUCAUCCAUUCCUGCAACAGGAUCCUGGAUGCCCUAGACACAAGCCUGAAUCAGAUGCACAGACAGAACUGUUGUUUACACAGGCAUUUUGCCAACCGUGUGAUGUGAUCGGCAAGGAUUUUGAGCUGCCAGUGCAGAUUACAGCAAGUCCUGCUCAGACCUUGUCCAUUGCUCGCAGCUUUGAGGAAGAACUACAGGAGGCGAUUCAGAAAGCACAGAUGGACCUUCACCAGUCCAUAGAUGACAUUCUGGAUGAGCCUCUAACUUGUGUCAGCUCUGUCAGUGUCUCCGAUCAUAAAUCCCCUGCUCGCUUAGUCCCCGACCCAUCGCCUCCUUCUCCUCUACCUCAAGCGGAUCAGUCCCAGGCCUCCCAGAAACACAAGGAUGACAGCUACCUUCCCUCACCGCUUUGCUCCUCUCUCUUGCUAGAGCUCCCUCCAUCUCCUGCCAUAAUAAACCCUAGCCAGGUGAUCCCAGCUCCUCCCCCGCCGCCCAUCUGCACCUCCCCUCUGUCGUCCACUGGGAAGUCACGGAAACGUCGGGCUCCGGCACUGUUUGAUGCUGCCGACUGGCUUGAAACGCUGACGUCUGGCCUCCACCCUCUUACUCCACCGACAGCUCCUUUUGUUGAGUCAGACUUCAGUCUGGAUUCAGAUCUGAAUGUCAGUAGAGUGUUAGAUCUAAUGAUAGAGCAGUGGUAAGGACUGCUCAUAUCUGUUUGUAACUUCUUUGUAUGUACAGUAGGUGAGCGUGAUUGUUUUUCGAUGGUCAUGAAUGGGGCAAACUGUAUGCUUCCCAAUAAGGGCACAAGAUUGUCAAUAGCGGCCUCCAUCUAUCCAUCACCAAAAGGCUGUUAGAGUCACUGGCUCCACACAAUGUUGAGAGCUGGAUUCAUUGCUAGCUUUAACAACAAGAGCACAAACACAUGCACACAUAGACACUAUAAAGGGCUGUUUAAAAGCACUUGGGCUCUGCCAGGAAUGGCAAACAAGAAGCACAUCUGUGGAUUGACACACUCCACAGCACAAUGUUUGCAGUGCAAAACAAAAGAAAACCUGGUGGCAUAUUAGUUUAAACAUGCUUCCUGGCUGCGCUGGGAGAAUGUUGUUUCUGACUUAUCGCCAAAACCCAUUGUCGGAUUUGGUAGAGUAUGGCCCCUGGUGUUGAGUCAGUCAUUGAGUCCUAGCCAUUCAUAAACCCCAUUUAGAGUGUGUAAAAGCCAGACAGAGCACACAGCUUGUAUGUGGCUCCAGACCUUAACCCUGAUGCCAGACACACAGUCGGCAUGCAGAGGGAGAAAGCUGGCAGAAGCUACAAACAAGCAUUGUGUGAGUGUGUGCUUGUGUGUAUGCGCAAGUGUGUGUGUGAGCUUGUUUGUAUAUGUGUUAAGUAUGCAUGUGUUCAAUAUGUAAUUGUGUGACUGAGUGCGCAAGGCUGCUUUUGUUUGAAUGUGUCAGCUUUUGUAAACAUUAAUGCCAAAUGCACUUGUAGUUAUUUGCUUACAAUUAAGCAUGCCUGUUUGUGUGCGGCAUCGCUGAUCUGUGAGGGGAUACACGUGAAAGACAUAGACAAGAAGCUGUGCAUUUCUGUGUCCACAUUUCAGAUCAGGCAUUUCAUUGUAGUCUCAAUGCCAGCAGGCAAUAACUCCAGUGUAGUUAUCCAGUGUAAUCAUCAGAACAACCACAUUACCUUGUUCAAGUCGCUAUUCUCCAGGAGAGCAAUCAGGCGACCACCCCAAAAAUAGUCCCCUUACAAAUGCACCAAUCAGACGAGUGAGAGUUUCCUCAUCACUUUGCAAAAACAGGUGGUCAUUUUGUUCCCUGAUUAAGCCCCAACAGCGUCUGGCCUGCUGCACGGUACUUACUCUGCGACCAGCAAAGCCAGAUUUAGCACAAUUUAUAGCCCAACAGCAAGGCCACACCUGUUCACUUAGUGUAAAUGAAUUCCACAAAUGUUUUAUGUGACAUUGUUAAAUCGUUGCUGUACAUUACAAAAUGACCACUUAUAUAAGAAAAAAAAUGCACUGUAGAAUUAGCACAAAAAUAAUUUGUAUGGAGAACAUGACCACAGGUGAGCGUGUCAGUUGAAGCUGAUACAGUAAAUGCUGCACAUUUCCUUAACGGUGACAGUGAUCUUGCUUUUAUAUUCUACAUGAUUUACUAGUCAUUCAGAAAUGGAUACAUUAUUUGUUUGCAUAAUACACUUUUAGUGAGUUAUGUCUAUUCUCAACCCCACUUAACAUAAUGACAUUAAUGAAAAAAAAUUGACAGAGGUAGGCUGCCAUUAGCCUCUGCCGUGACAGAUAAAUGUAAUUUAGAUACAAGAUCUCGUCUAUAUGAAUGUACAUUCUGUCCUUAAUUGGGUGCACGUCCCAUCAAUCAUUUUGGAGCGCUCUGAUUGGCUCAUUCAUAUCUGGAACAUUUUGCAACUUUAUAACAAACUGAUAGUCCUUCCACAAGCCCACAUUAUUUUGGUAAAAGGAGGUUUUGUCCUCUCCUCAGUCUGAAACUACUGUGUUAAAAUAAAGGUUAAGUGUUGAAUACAAUAUCAUUUGUGUAAAGGGCACAGAAACAUAAACAGAUCUGAGGUCAUGCUAUGUUCAUGUCGUUUUUAAUAUGCAAUCUUUACUGUGUUGCUGCGGUCAGUUUCUUGUUCUGAUGAAAAGUCAAUGUCAUGCUAAGCAGGACAAACAAGACAAAUUGUUGGAAGAAGAAAUCUGUUCAAAGGCAAACCUUCAACACUCCGCUAUAUGUUGAAGCAGCUCUUGUACAGCUAGAAAAAUGCAGUUGAAUGUGGAUGGAUCACUGUGAUAAUCAUAGCGACCAGUAAACAGUUCCUGCUGCAUGAAUAAAAAAAAUGUAAAAAAGAGAAUCAGACAGGAGAGUAAGAUGCUACCUCCUGUGACUUCCAUUGCUUUAGGGCCAACACCAGUGUUUUCCUCUUUAUCUUAUUUAAUUUCCAAACAUUGGUGCAGAGUUUCCUGGAGCAACCCUGAGACUGUUUCACACGUUUGACUGAACCCCUGGUUUGAAAUAUGUGUUUUAACCUGGGUUUGAAACUGACCUGAUUUAGAUUCGAAGCUGGUUAGGACAGAUGCCAACUGGAAACACUCGGUUGUUUCAGGAUACUUUGUUGGCCACUUCUGCUGCUAUACAAGCCUUAUGAAAACGUGAGAGAAAUGUAUUUGCUUUUAUUUAUUAUGUAACUUAUUCAUGCAAAUUCAUCCACUGUCCAAAAUGAAUUUGAAAGCAUUAAAAAAUUAAAGUCUUAAUAGAUUUUCUAUGUGACUUGUUUGUUUU
Molecule: messenger RNA, 5540 nt
Organism: Scatophagus argus
Lineage: Eukaryota; Metazoa; Chordata; Actinopteri; Scatophagidae
Product: myocardin
Exons: 16
Coding region: 468-2942 (824 amino acids)
Biological process (GO): smooth muscle cell differentiation
Source: RefSeq, a predicted model, not a curated record